AUGCAUCUGAAACGUUUCUCGCAGACUGAAGAGUUCAGUGAGAAACUGAACACAAUUGUCGACUUCCCCUUGAUCGGCUUGUACAUGAGCCUCUAUGCAGCUGAAGACAUCGUUCCAUGUCCUUACAAUCUGUACGCUAUGUCAAAUCACAGCGGUACCACCUACAGCGGACACUACACAGCCUACUGCGGACAUCUAUAUACGAAAAUUUGGCACGAGUACAAUGAUUCUCUUGUUUCCUCAAUGUCGUCGAGUUCUCUUGUCAGUGGGGAUGCUUUUAUUCUUUUUAACAAACCAGAGGCUGACCUCAAAUACGAACAACGUGAUGGAGACUCUGUGAAGGGCAACUGCUCCGUAGCUGAUCCUUGCACCCUUUGUACUGUCCACUAUUCCGCUGAUAACCACGACAUGUUCAACACAGUCGUGGAGAAGCAAAAAACUCAAGUCUACCCAGUUCCAGCUGCACACUCUGCUCCAGUACAAAAUUGA
Messenger RNA from Phaedon cochleariae (mustard beetle), 489 nucleotides. NCBI's taxonomy places the organism in Eukaryota, Metazoa, Arthropoda, Insecta, Coleoptera, Chrysomelidae. The record is from the annotation of a GenBank genome assembly.